Messenger RNA from Gilbertella persicaria, 815 nucleotides. Its product is annotated as PRELI-like family-domain-containing protein. The record is from RefSeq and is a predicted model, not a curated record. Bases 74 to 613 code for a protein of 179 amino acids. Lineage: Eukaryota; Fungi; Mucoromycota; Mucoromycetes; Mucorales; Choanephoraceae. The transcript has 5 exons. Gene Ontology annotation, biological process: phospholipid transport. Gene Ontology annotation, cellular component: mitochondrial intermembrane space. Gene Ontology annotation, molecular function: phosphatidic acid transfer activity.
ACCCUUGUUGCUUUUUUUUUCUCUUGUCAUCGAUUUUUUUUCUUUUUUUUUUCUCAUUCGUUUUUUUUUUAUCAUGGUCAAAUUCUAUCAACACGUAUUUAAUUAUGAUUAUCAAUGGCAAAAUGUAACUUUUGCUUUUUGGUUACGAUAUCCCAACCCUUUUGCUUCACAUGUUCUUGCUGUGGAUGUAUUGGAUCGCUAUGUAGAUCACAAUGGUGUAUUGAAAACAACCAGACUUGUACUGAAAAAAGGAAAAGCACCUAAAUGGUUCCCUGAAUCUUUCUUGAAAAACUCUGAAGCUUUUGUUAUUGAAGAAUCAGAAGUCGAUCCUAAAUCAAAAGUUAUGGUUACUCGUACAAAGAACUUGAAUCAUGUCCGUAUCAUGCAAGUUGUCGAGACCCAAACUUUUAGACAACACGAACAAAAUUCAGAAUGGACUUCAUGCAAGACUGAGGCUCGUAUUGUAUCCAAGUUUGGCUGGGGCAUGACAGGUCGUAUCGAAGGCUUUGGACAAAGUUCUUUUAUUGCCAAUGCGGCCAAGGCCCGUAAAGGAAUGCAACACAUUUUGCAAAUGAUUCGUGAAAAACAAGUCAAUCGAUCUCAAUUAUCUUGAUUCCAUUUAAGAAAAGCAGCAUAUUCAGAAAAAAAAGCAUUCUAUUUAUUUAUUGUUGACCACUCUUCUCUACUUUUUUUUCUUUGCAAAACAAAAAAACAAUGAUCAAUGUAAAUACUUUAUAUUCCCCCCCCCCUCUUCUUUCUGUAUACAUCCAAAAAAUAAUAAUAAUAAAAAGCUUAGUGGUUUGGAAUUUAUCCGG